AUGAGCCAUUCUGGAUGCUGGCCCAGCUUCCCCUCUGGGCCAGCAUUACAACUUUAUGGAGGGCCUAUUUAUGGCCCAUCAAAGACACACAUACACACAUCCCAGACCCUGGAAAGGCCCAGGCGAGGAGGGCUGCGUGUGGAAGACUCUGCAUCCCUUUGGGGAACACACAAGCCCUCUGCAGAGGGUCUCUCGGUGGCAGGGUCCCUUGGGCCACAUCGAUCAACAGCUGCAAGCAAGAGGCAGACACCAGAGCAGCAAGGCUGCCCCACGCCUCACGGAGACACAGAGCGGCAACUUGGCCGUGUGAACUCCAAAGAAAGGAAAGAAGGAAAUAGAGUGCCUGUUAUUUCAUGGAGCAGAAAAAGCUACACCUUGGAGGUGAAUGAUCGAUAUUAUUCUAAGCGAGGUGUAGCUCAGGGCAGAUUGAAAACACAUGUUAGUGCUCACUCACGCCACAUCAGCGCGGCUCAUCCUGGGAGGAGCGUGGCGUCCCAGGCCCUGGGGUGCUCGGACGCGGCGCGUGCCCCUCCCUGCCUGGCUGCUCCACACUUCCUCAGCAGAGGUGAAUGGGAAACGCAGGAAACCGUGACCGGCUGUGAGCCGGAAAUCGUGUGUCGUUUUCGCUUGCUUCUGGGCUUCUUCUUGUCCAUCACAGAAGGCCGGGUCCCACGAGGCUAGCUCACUCAGCGCUGUGUCCACAACACAUCAGCAACGGGUGACGCAGCUGAAACCAGGGUCUUCCGAAGGCUUCCUCCUGAUCAACAACAACAACAACAACAACAACAACAACAAGUAUGGAGCAUUCCUCACCCCCUCUUCUCCCUCAUGGUCAGCUGAUUAACUCUUUCCAAGAAAGAAAGAGGCUCUAUUUUCAUCAUUUGUUUAGGCGUCUUGGAGCUUUUUAUACCAACUUUGUAUCAUCUGGACUAGAUAUUCGUGAUAAACUGCUUAGGUAUUAUGUGCCUUUUAUGUGGCUCUGUCUCGGUCUCCCCAGUGGGCCUCACACUUAGUUUUAGAAGGUAUCAAGGUGGCAGACAUAUAUACUCACAAGAUAAACAGUGGGAAAUGGGUCCAUGGAUGAGACUGAGCGAUGAACGGCAUGAUGUUAGGUCCAGAGCUCGCUCCUCUCCCGUGUAAGAGAAAGGCAGUAAGACCUGAGCGUUGCAGUAGGUCUACAUGAUGACCUUACAUCACCUGUCUGUCUACUGAAGCUGCUCACACACAGA
Messenger RNA from Dipodomys spectabilis (banner-tailed kangaroo rat), 1229 nucleotides. RefSeq lists its product as uncharacterized. The transcript has 4 exons. The coding region runs from base 1 to 681 and encodes 226 amino acids. NCBI's taxonomy places the organism in Eukaryota, Metazoa, Chordata, Mammalia, Rodentia, Heteromyidae. The record is from RefSeq and is a predicted model, not a curated record.